CAUCUCGAUUGGAAGUGUUACGCAGUAAUCAAAUGCUUAGCUAAUCUUUAUGAUCUGCAGUGGCUUUUUAACGACGGUUUUUACUUACCGCUCGUUCAAUUGCGAAAUGGAGCAUUUUCUGGUUGCUUGAAUUUUCCCUUUUUGUCUCUCUUUUUUUAAUCUUUUUUUAUUUAAUUCCCUUUGUAUAAAAGUAUUAUAGAAUAUGCCACCUAAAAAGAAGCAAACUAGUUCUCUUGGCAGAGCCGUCAUUAAAUCUCGUUUUCAAGGCCAAAAGGCUAUUGGAAUUGAUGAAGGCAAACUUCAUACAACUGAUAUAAGCAAUGAACCUAAAUGGGUCAAAAUGCAAAGUAUUACUCAAGAAAAUGAUUUGGAUGCCUUCUUGAGCACUGCAGCACUUGCUGGAACAGACUUCACGGCUGAACGUCUCAAUGUUAAAGUCGUUCAAAACGAUUAUCAGAAUCCAUUCUUGCCGUCCGAGCAAGAAGAAAAAGCACGUAUACAAAAGCAAGAAGCCAAUGUUGAUCGAUUAUCUAUCCCUCGUAGACCUCACUGGGAAAAAGCCAUGACAGCAGAGCAAGUGCAGCGCAACGAACGUGAAGCAUUUUUGGAUUGGCGUCGCAGUAUGGCCGCCUUAGAAGACGAAGAAGGGCUUUUACUUACUCCCUUUGAAAAAAAUUUGGAAGUAUGGCGACAGCUGUGGCGUGUCAUUGAACGUUCACAGUUAGUUGUGCAGAUUGUCGACGCUCGUAAUCCUUUACUUUUCCGAUCUGCCGAUUUAGAGAAAUACGUGAAAGAAGUAGAUGCAGAGAAGGAGAAUCUGUUGUUGAUCAAUAAAGCUGAUUUUCUGAAUAUAGAACAACGAAAAAAAUGGGCAGAUUAUUUUGAUGAACGUGGUAUCAAGUAUACUUUCUUCUCAGCAGCUUUGGCGGCGAAAAAGAUGCAAGAGGAGCAAGAAGAGCAACAACGGAAAGAGAUGGAAGCUGCCUUGAAAAAGGCUAAAAGCCAGACCAUUGAAGAUGAAGAGGAUAGCGAGGAAGAAGAAGAGGAUGAAGGAGAAGAUACAGCAGAUACCAAGGGAAAUAAUGUGAAGGAAAUUGGGGCGGAUUUAUCAAAAUUAUCAGUUGAUGAAAAUGAAGACGAACGUACUCGCAUCAGAACUACCACUGAUUUAUUGGAUCUUUUAAUUGAAAAGACGCCUAUUGAGAAAGACGAAAAUGGUGAGUCAAAUGGAAGAAUAACCAUUGGUCUAGUCGGUUAUCCUAACGUUGGUAAAUCCAGUACCAUUAACGCUCUCAUCGGUGAAAAGCGUGUCUCUGUAUCAUCAACGCCUGGUAAAACAAAGCAUUUCCAAACCAUUCAUUUGACUUCUUCACUUGUACUCUGUGAUUGCCCCGGUUUGGUUUUCCCUACUUUCUCUACCACCAAAGCAGAUCAAGUUUGUAAUGGUGUUUUACCUAUUGACCAAUUGCGCGAGCAUUCGGGCCCUUGUAGCUUAGUUGCAAAACGUAUUCCUAAAGAAGUCCUCGAAAAUACCUAUGGUAUCCGUAUACGUACAGUACCUAUUGAAGAUGGCGGUACUGGUAUUCCAACCAGCGCUGAACUUUGUUCAACAUACGCUAUAGCAAGAGGUUACUUCCGUUCAAGUCAAGGUACACCGGACGAGGCGCGUGCUGCCAGAUAUAUUCUUAAAGAUUAUGUGAAUGGUAAAUUAUUAUUCUGUCAUCCUCCUCCUGGUGAGGAUCCGGACGAUUUCAACAGAGAAACACAUCAAGAAGCAUUGAAAACUGUGAAAAAACUAGCUCCCACCACAAGAGUGCCAGCAACUGCAUUAAAUUACGUUGCGCCUUCGGAUGGCACUCAAACACAAGCUGGAUCUAAGACGGAUGCUGUCGAUAAAGCCUUCUUUCAAAAGCAUUUAUCAAGGCCUCAUAUCAGUGGUAGCAGUAAAAAGAUAGCAGCAACAGCAGGUGCUAUGACAGGCGGUAGGGUGACCAUGUUCCCUCAUCAACGGUUACUAGCUGACGAUGGUACACCCCUGCCUAUGAGUAGAAAAGAACGUUUAGCUAUGGUCCAGGCUAAUUUGGGCGCUGAUGAUGGUGUAAAAUCUAAAAAGCACAAGAAAGGUAAAAAGCACGUCAAAGCAAGAAGUGGUGCAGGUUAUGAUUAUAUGUAAAUAGUGUCUGUAGAUCUUUUUUUUUUCCAUUGUUCUAUACCACGACAAUAAACAACUUUUUUCAAUCUCUGCUGACUAUAAAGUUUCCACCACU
This is a messenger RNA of Mycotypha africana, 2267 nucleotides long. RefSeq lists its product as uncharacterized. The transcript has 5 exons. Gene Ontology annotation, molecular function: GTPase activity; GTP binding. Bases 203 to 2173 code for a protein of 656 amino acids. Gene Ontology annotation, cellular component: cytosol. Gene Ontology annotation, biological process: ribosomal subunit export from nucleus. The record is from RefSeq and is a predicted model, not a curated record. Lineage: Eukaryota; Fungi; Mucoromycota; Mucoromycetes; Mucorales; Mycotyphaceae.